UCGGGCUCUCUGCCAGCGCGGGCAGCGCUCAGACGCUCUGCCAGGUAGCGCGGAGGCAGGCGGUCGCCCUGCCAUGGCCCAGCCGUCCCGAGCUGUCGACCCCCUGCCCGGGCACCAACUGUAACGUGGAGCCUCAGCCGGCCAGCCCCAGACGGGGGAGGGACGACCCCAGCUGCACCCCAGGAUGCCGUUUGGCUGCAUCGGACUACGAGAUGAAAAGAACUACAACAGUCUUUCCGACAUCACCGACAAGUAUGAGAUUGGGCAGCUGCUGCGGGCGAAGGAAUUCUGUGAGAUCUGUGUGGCCCGUGAACGCCAGACAGAAAGACUGUACAUCUGCAAGAAGUUCCUUAAGAAAGAUGGGCGCAAAGUGCGAAGGGCGGCUAAGAACGAAAUCCUCAUCUUGAAGAUGGUGAGUCACCCCAACAUCUUGCAGCUGAUUGACACGUUUGAGACGCGGAAGGAAUUCUACAUCAUCCAAGAACUUGCCACUGGAGGAGACGUGUUUGACUGGAUCCUAGACCAGGGCUACUACACAGAAAAGGAUGCUAGCAACGUCAUCCGGCAAGUGCUGGAAGCCUUGGCCUAUUUACAUAACCUGCACAUUGUUCACCGCAACCUUAAGUUGGAGAAUCUCAUGUACUACAACCAGAACAACCGUUCCAAGGUGGUGUUGCGGGAUUUUUAUCUCUCACGCUUUGAGAAUGGGGCCAUCACAGAGCCCUGUGGGACUCCCGAAUACUUAGCGCCAGAGGUGGUGGCCCGGCAACGUUAUGGACGUCCUGUGGACUGCUGGGCUGUAGGGGUUAUUAUGUUCAUUCUACUAUCUGGGAACCCCCCCUUUUACGACGACACAGACGACGAAAACAGCGACAGCCACAACCGCCGUAUAUUCCGCAAAAUUCUGGCCGGGGAAUAUGACUUUGAUUCCCCAUACUGGGAUGACAUCUCUCUUGCUGCCAAAAAACUGGUGUCUCGGCUCAUGGAAGUUGACCAGGACCAGCGAAUCACAGCCCAGGAGGCAUUGGGGCACAUUUGGAUAUCUGGCAACAUUGCCUCUGAAAAGAACCUCAAGGAAGGAGUCUGUGCACAGAUUGAAAAGAACUUCGCCAAGGCCAAGUGGAGGAAAGCCAUCCGGGUGACCACUUUCAUGCAACGUCUCCGGGCUGCAGAUGUUGGCAGCAGGCUCCCUGUCACUCCUCCGCCCACCAUCGGCGUUGCCCACGAGGUGACCAUUGAGGCUCCUCGACCUGCAGAACAUCUGGAGGCCCCGUGCCCGCUAGAAGAUCUCAAGAACAAGACAGAAGGAGCUACAGAGAAGAGGGAAUAACCGCUCCAGCUUUCCCCACCCUGUGUUCCAGGGCACUCUUUGCUAAACCCACACACACAAACCUCCCUCCUGGAGCAGGAGGGGGCUCCGUAGCACAGCACCACUGAGACAAAGAAAUUGGGGGCAGGGAUGUCCCCGAGCAGUGUUAUCUCUUCCCCCAAACCCUGUUUUUUGGUCUGGUGUUGAAGCGCUUUGGUUAGGAUGGCCCAGCAACCAGCAGGAAGGCCUGAUCGACCACACAGUGAUAAUGUAUCGUAUACGGGACUUAACAACUGGAGACGUGGCGGGGCUGGUGGCGGUGAAUGGCUUCCCAAAGAAGGCCUCUGGCUCCUUCACCAGAACGCGGGACCCCUUCCUAGCCUUUUCUUAGUAGCCAGAGCAAGCUGCACACCUUGCCAAAAAGUAGCCCUCCCCCAAAGUAGACAAAACACGCCUCCCUGAGUGACAGCUAGUCAGGCCAAGUAGGGACAUACCUGGAGAUUUAGAGGCGGAGCCUAAGGUGGGCAGAGCUUGGGAAGGGAACCCAGCAAGCAGGUACCGUAGAGUCCACUCUUCACACCUGCCCUUCUCUCCAGGGGGACGGAUCUCUGUGACCAGGAGAUCGGUUGUAAUUCCCGUCUCCACUGGGAGGUUGGCAACCCUAGGGAUCAUUAGUGGUGCCGACUGAACUGAGAAAUUCCUGGAGGUUUUGGAGCUUAAGGAGGGGAAGAACCGUAGCCAGGUAGAAUGCCAGAAUCCACUCUCGUCAGCAGCCAUUUUCUCCAGAAGGAUGGAUCUCUGUGACUUGAAGCUCAGUUCUAACUCCAGGUGGACUCCAGCGUCGUCCUGCAGGCUGGCCACCCUAGCCAACAACCUCCUCUCCAGCUCACCUGACCGAUAGCCCUGGCCACCUCCGUCUCUCCUUCUCUUUCAGGCUCGAGCUAUGGGACGAGCCUGAAAGAGAGAGCGGGGAGAUGCUUCAACUCCUCUCGGUGUUGCCAGCAGGCGUUCUUAGACCCACGCAAACCUUUAGGGGAGAAGGGAAGGGAAGGAAGCAGUUCCGAGGCAGCGAAGCAAGAGUCAGACCCUUUCCGAGGAAACGGGAUCCACUUAGAACUUUUCCCUCUCCCCACCCGCAUUUUAUUUCGUUCCAACGGCAGGGGCCAUUUGGCAAGCGCGUCCUGGAUUUCACCGCCUUGCCGGUUUGGUUCUCAACCCCAGCUGGACUGCGGCGGGAGGGACGGGCCAAGAGGGAUGCAUGUCCAAGCCAGCUGCAUGUUUUAUUGAAGAUGCUAUUUUAAUACAGAAAUAUCCCGGCUGCCCCUUUCCCUGGUGCUGUCUGCCCUUUUCCCCGGGGCAGCUCUGGGAAAUAAAAUAAACAGUCUUUCUCUGGGGACUGCC
This is a messenger RNA of Sphaerodactylus townsendi, 2710 nucleotides long. Its product is annotated as caM kinase-like vesicle-associated protein. The transcript has 11 exons. NCBI's taxonomy places the organism in Eukaryota, Metazoa, Chordata, Lepidosauria, Squamata, Sphaerodactylidae. The record is from RefSeq and is a predicted model, not a curated record. Gene Ontology annotation, cellular component: intracellular anatomical structure. Gene Ontology annotation, biological process: peptidyl-serine phosphorylation. Gene Ontology annotation, molecular function: calmodulin binding; calcium/calmodulin-dependent protein kinase activity; ATP binding. Bases 185 to 1330 code for a protein of 381 amino acids.